Messenger RNA from Kogia breviceps (pygmy sperm whale), 1161 nucleotides. RefSeq names its product DLA class II histocompatibility antigen, DR-1 beta chain-like. The record is from RefSeq and is a predicted model, not a curated record. Gene Ontology annotation, biological process: antigen processing and presentation; immune response. Lineage: Eukaryota; Metazoa; Chordata; Mammalia; Artiodactyla; Physeteridae. Gene Ontology annotation, cellular component: membrane; MHC class II protein complex.
CUGCUCUCCUUACACCUUGUCCUCUCCUGUUCUCCAGCAUGGUGUCCCUGUAUUUCUCCGGAGGCUCCUGGAUGGCAGCUCUGACAGUGAUACUGAUGGUGCUGAGCCCGCGCCUCGCUUGGGCCAGGGAGACCCAAUCACUUUUCAUGUAUCAGUUUAAGGCCUACUGUUACUUCACCAAUGGCACGGAGCGGGUGCGGUUCGUGACCAGAGACAUCUAUAACCGGGAGGAGAACGUGCGCUUCGACAGCGACGUGGGCGAGUUCCGGGCGGUGACCGAGCUGGGCCGGCCGGACGCCGAGUACUGGAACAGCCAGAAGGACUUCCUGGAGCGGGCACGGGCCGCGGUGGACACGCUCUGCAGACACAACUACGGGGUUGUGGAGAGCUUCACGGUGCAGCGGCGAGUGGCGCCUACAGUGACUGUGUAUCCUGCAAAGACACAGCCCCUGCAGCACCACAACCUCCUGGUCUGCUCUGUGAAUGGUUUCUAUCCAGGCCACAUUGAAGUCAGGUGGUUCCGGAACGGCCAGGAAGAGGAGGCGGGGGUGGUCUCCACAGGCCUGAUCCCUAAUGGAGACUGGACCUUCCAGACCAUAGUGAUGCUUGAAACAGUCCCUCGGAGUGGAGAGGUCUACACCUGCCACGUGGAGCACCCCAGCUGGACCAGCCCUGUCACAGUGGAAUGGAGGGCACAGUCUGAAUAUGCUCAGAGCAAGAUGAUGAGUGGAAUCGGAGGCUUUGUUCUGGGUCUGCUCUUCCUUGGGGUGGGGCUGUUCGUCUACUUCAGGAAUCAGAAAGGACACUCUGGACUUCAGCCAACAGGACUCCUAAACUGAAGUGAAGAUAAUGGCACUCAUAAGAGAAAGAACCUUCUGGCUCAGCUACUUUGCAGCAUGAAAGUGUUUCCUGUUGGGCUUUUAAUCCAUAAAGAGAGUACUUUCUCAAGAUCUGGCUUGCUCCUGCAGAAAAUCUCCUCCCUGAUGGCUUCCUCAACCCCGCCCCUUGACCUGGAAAUCCAGAAUAUUGAAAGCAGUAUCCUAUCUUCAUUCUUUCCUUGUCCUUUUUAUAUUCAAGCCUUAUGGCCUCCCUUUCAUCUGAACACAUCUUUAGCCCACAUUUCUUUACAAAGUUUUGCUCAAAUAAACGUGGAGUGAGAAG